AUGGCAACUAAAUCGCAAACAUAUAACUUUAAGGGUAUUACCACAAUACCGACCGCCAAGAAGCUCAUAGACGUGGUUUUAUCGCAAACGCAAAGGAAAACACCUACGGAAGUACAUAAACAAUUUAAGAUAUCGAGGAUUCGAAAGUUUUACAUGAGGAAGGUUAAAUUUUGCCAGCAAACCAUACAUGAUCGUUUGCAGCGCAUCCUAACUCAGCUUCCACAACUAAACGAUAUUCACCCUUUUUACUCUGAUUUAUGCAAUGUUCUGUACGAUAGAGACCACUAUAAGCUGGCGCUUGGCCAAUGUAACUCAAUAAUGAGAGUGGUGGAUAGGUUGGCAAAGGACUACGUGAGGCAGAUGAAGUACGGGAACUCACUGUACAGAUGUAAGAUGCUGAAGAAAGCAGCACUGGGACACAUGUGCAAGGCAGUGAAGAGGCUGGAAGGGAGCUUGAAGUACCUGGAGGAGGUGAGGCAGCACAUGUCGAGGUUGCCCUCAAUAAACCCGUACACACGCACGCUGAUACUGACAGGAUACCCGAACGUGGGAAAGUCGUCAUUCAUGAACCUGGUGAGCAAGGCAAAUGUAGACGUGCAGCCGUACGCAUUCACGACGAGGUCGCUCUACGUGGGCCAUUUCGACCACAGCCUGCUGAGGUGGCAGGUGAUAGACACACCAGGACUGCUGGAUCACCCACUGGACGAAAGAAACACAAUAGAAAUGACAGCAAUAACAGCACUGGCGCACAUAUUCUGCACAGUGAUGUUCUUCAUAGACGUGUCGGAGAGCUGCGGAUACUCGCUGGCAGAGCAAGUAGCACUGUUCAAGUCAAUCAAGCCGCUCUUCCAGAAUAAGCCAAUAGUAAUCGUGAUCAACAAAAUAGACCUUGUCAACUUUAACCCAGAGGCACUGGCGGAGCUGAGAGAGUACAAGUGGGUGCUGACAUCAGCGCUGACGGGCGAGGGAGUGGAAAACGCAAAAGUGAUGGCUUGCGAGCUCCUGCUGGAAACAAGACUGAACACGAAGGUGCAGAACGCGCCACUGGAGAAGUUAGAGAAGAUAGGGUUCGUGACUGAGGUGGAGCCGAGUGAGGACAGGCCACCAGUGGAGCCACCGCUGAACGUGUCAGAGAAGGUGGUAACUGAAAAGGACCUGGAGGAGGAGUUCGGAGGAGCAGGAGUGUACUCAAUAGACCUAAGAAAAAAACACAUUCUGGAAAACGAAGAGUGGAAGUACGACGAAGUCCCGGAAAUAUACAACGGAAGGAACGUGGUGGACUUCGCAUACCCAGGAAUCGAAGAGAAGAUAAAGAUGCUGGAAAGAGAAGAGCAACUGCUGCUGCAACAGCUACAGACGACGAAAGAAGACAUUGAGUGGGAAAAUCUGGUUAAAAGGGAGAAGAUACUCCACGAUAGCAUAAGGCAGAAGAAGUACGAAAGAGGCCUGAGGAAAAAGCACAGAGCACCAGUGCUUAACGAGACGAUCAAACUUAAGAAAGUGAGGAAGGACUCGAAGAAGAGAAGACAGACGAAGCUGCAAGCAAUGCCAAUAGACUACAUAAGAGGAGGAGAAAAAACGGAGAGAGACGAGAUGAAAGAGAGGCUGCAGACUGCAAUAGCGAAACAGAGAGAUGGCAGCGUGAGGCAGGAGAAGAACGUAGUUAAGAGGGUGAAGCUGCCGAAGGGAACGUACAGAAUGAACGACAGGUCGAUCAUCGCGAAGAAACCCAAACACAUGUUCUCGGGAAAGCGCAAAUUGGGGAAGACCGAUCGCAGGUGA
Theileria orientalis strain Shintoku is the source of this 1782-nucleotide messenger RNA. RefSeq lists its product as uncharacterized. The record is from RefSeq and is a predicted model, not a curated record. The transcript has 6 exons. The coding region runs from base 1 to 1782 and encodes 593 amino acids. Lineage: Eukaryota; Apicomplexa; Aconoidasida; Piroplasmida; Theileriidae. Gene Ontology annotation, cellular component: nucleolus. Gene Ontology annotation, molecular function: RNA binding; GTPase activity; GTP binding. Gene Ontology annotation, biological process: ribosomal large subunit biogenesis.